GGUACGUCACUUCCGCUCAUUGCUCAUCAAACAUGGCGCUACUCCUAAGGACGUUGGCCCGUCAGGGUGUCUGUAUAUCCAGACCGACCUACAGUGUCCUCUACAAACAUGCUGCUCCAAUGGGAACCACAGCUAAGGAUGAGAUGAACAAGUUUUGGUCCAAAAAUGCCAAACUAAACAGACCCAUGUCUCCUCAUCUCACCAUCUACAAAUGGUCUGUGCCCAUGGUGAUGUCCAUCACAUUCAGAGGAACUGGAGUUGGACUCAGUGGAGCUAUCUCGGCCUUUGCUGUGGCAGCGCUGGUAUUACCGGGAAGUUACCCACACUACCUGGACUUGAUUCACUCUCUGUCUGUCGGCCCCUAUCUCAUCGGAUUGGCCAAGUUCGGCCUCGCCUUCCCUGUAUCUUACCACACCCUAAACGGAAUCCGCCACUUGUGGUGGGACCUCGGUAAAGGCUUCAGAAUCCCAGAAGUCUACCGCACCGGCUACACGGUCAUCGGUCUGUCCAUCCUCGCCUCCAUAGCCCUGACUUGCCUCUGAGCACAGCACCAACAGAGAUGAGCAGAAAGGAGAGGAGAGGAGGGGGUUGAAGGGGAAUGUGGACUGGUUGCACUGUGGGGGGUUCUGUCUAUAUGUUCUGUUCUGGCCGACUGCCGGCCCAGUUUCAUCAAAAGAUAAUAAAUAAAAGAUUCUAUUACGAUGUAC
This is a messenger RNA of Labrus bergylta (ballan wrasse), 707 nucleotides long. It is a transcript of the gene sdhc, whose product is annotated as succinate dehydrogenase complex, subunit C, integral membrane protein. The record is from RefSeq and is a predicted model, not a curated record. Gene Ontology annotation, molecular function: oxidoreductase activity, acting on the CH-CH group of donors; electron transfer activity. Gene Ontology annotation, cellular component: membrane. Gene Ontology annotation, biological process: mitochondrial electron transport, succinate to ubiquinone; tricarboxylic acid cycle. Lineage: Eukaryota; Metazoa; Chordata; Actinopteri; Labriformes; Labridae.